CUUGCUUGUGAACUAGCUUGUGUGUGCAUACCAGACAAAGCUGAGCCUCGCGACCAUGGCGCUGGCGAUUCGGAUGAGCGCUCCAUCGCUCGACGGAUCUUUGACUCCAAGUAUUCCCCCCAUGAAGGCAUACCAAACGAAUCCACACUUUUGCUGGCGAUCAUCAGGGAGCGCCACAGCCGUCGGCAUUGUGGCUAUCAAGAUGUACCGCUCACUGAAAAGGUUCAGGGCCAGGAACCGCAAGCGAGUUGAACGCACUGUGUUGACUGACGAUCUCUUCACUCUUCCCAAUGACAAAGUUGCAUUGGAAGUUCUUGGCGGUAAAGCAAAAGACUCAGUCAGCAGGGUAAGCCUUGUUUGUAUCCAUGGUAGCUAUCAUGCCGCUUGGUGCUAUGAGGCAUUUUAUUUGGACUUCUUUCGGGAGCAUGGCUUGAAUGCAUAUGCACUUUCGUUAAGAGGACAAGGACAAGGCAAGAUGCCAGAUCAGCUCCCCGUUGCAGGCACUUUGGAGGAGCAUGCUUCUGAUGUUGCUUCCUUUGUGCGGCAGCUGGAAAAGGAAGGUCAACGAGUCAUUUUGCUAGGCCACAGCUUUGGAGGUCUGAUUACCCUAAAGGCUGCGGCAGAUCUCGACAUGCUUGCUGGGCUUGUCCUAUUGUGCAGUGUGCCUCCCAGUGGAAAUGUUGGUAUCAUUCUACGAAGUCUGCUUCGAGCUCCUCUCCAAGCCUUUCGCAUCACAUGGGGCUUCAUAAGCCGUGCCUUUGAACGUGAUGCAAAACUUUGCCAGGAGCUUUUCUUCGACAAAGAGACGUCUUUGGCAGAUGUUGGAGAUUACAUGGAGCUCAUGAAGAAAGGAUGUCCGCCUGGAACUCGUUUACUGGAUUUGCGACAGCUCCAGGGGUCUUUGCCAGUUCCAGUUUGUACCAAACCUGUCCUCGUACUUGGAGGAGAGAUGGAUGUGAUUGUAGAUGCUGAGGCCCAUAUCAAGACGGACUAGUCUCGUGAAGCGGUCUCGUCAGAGCUGUGUUCGCAUGACGUGGCAGAACCGUUCGCAACUGUUGUCAGCGUUGCCGGGUGUCGCGCUAUGGCCCUCUCAUUGGAAAAGCUUUUGGAGGAGGUCUUGGAUGGGCUGGCCUGGUGACGUGGUAGAUUCGCCUGAAGAGUGUCGCGCCAAAGUGACCCAGAAGUGUGUCAAGCAAGAGCGUGGCACAAAUUUUCCUGAAAUUGGACAAUAGAGUCAGAGUGUCGCUCAAGAGUG
This is a messenger RNA of Durusdinium trenchii, 1255 nucleotides long. NCBI's taxonomy places the organism in Eukaryota, Dinophyceae, Suessiales, Symbiodiniaceae. The record is from the annotation of a GenBank genome assembly.